GUCAUGAUGGUUGGGUCGAACAAGUGCUCGAAUUGCGUUCGGGCAGGCAAGCAGUGUAGCGGCCCUAACGUGGCCGACGCUCUGUUGUCCAAUCUGUCGGAACAGGAAAAGGUAGCGAGGGAUAUCGAAGAAACAGAAAGGGUCUUGGCCGAGACACUAAGUCGUCUCUCUCGACUGCGUUCACACCAACGUUCUUUGCGCGAACGCGGUGCCGAGACUUUCCGUCGUGGGAUGGUGGGUCUGGAGGAGGAGGAGGAGGCGGAGCCGGAUCCUCCAAUGUCGGUGGAACAAUCCUUGGUUGGUCAGGCGCAAGCCUUGGGUGCGUCCGGUGUAGUGGACUGGGAGUUCAGUGGUGUUGUCCCUUAUAACUCGGCUGGUCCCGGUGUCGACUUGGGGUCCUUCGAUUUCGACGCGUUUUUGCAGUCCGGGGGUCCUUCGGCCGGUCAGGGUUCCUCUGGUGAAACUCCGCCAGUUUCUCAGGGCAGUGGAGGUUCGUAGCUGGUUGCCAUGAGUUCUCUUCGGGUCCAAAGUCGAGCCAUUUGACGAGAUACUCGAGUCCCCCCUUCGUAAUGCGUGAAUCCAGGAUUUCUUCGACGUCCCAUCCUUCCUCUUCGUCUUCGGCCUCUUCGUGUUGCGCGAGUCGUGCGUUUUUGGGUGCUGGUUCUAAAAGUGAAAUAUGGAAAACGUUCGUCCUGAGCCUCA
Messenger RNA from Parathielavia appendiculata, 702 nucleotides. RefSeq lists its product as uncharacterized. The record is from RefSeq and is a predicted model, not a curated record. The transcript is spliced from 2 exons. The coding region runs from base 4 to 498 and encodes 164 amino acids. Lineage: Eukaryota; Fungi; Ascomycota; Sordariomycetes; Sordariales; Chaetomiaceae.